Messenger RNA from Phacochoerus africanus (Common warthog), 7841 nucleotides. It is a transcript of the gene CEP170B, whose product is annotated as centrosomal protein 170B. NCBI's taxonomy places the organism in Eukaryota, Metazoa, Chordata, Mammalia, Artiodactyla, Suidae. The transcript is spliced from 19 exons. Bases 1492 to 6216 code for a protein of 1574 amino acids. The record is from RefSeq and is a predicted model, not a curated record. Gene Ontology annotation, molecular function: protein binding.
CUGCGGGAGGAGGUCUGGGGAGGGCUGCAGGGCCCUGGGAGGCCCCGCCCCAGCUCCGCCUCUGUGCCUUGGGCAGGGGACCCUGAGGAGGGCAGGGCCCCCAGGCUGAGGGCUGUCUUCUGGGCGGGUGGAUUUUUCCGUGUCUUCCCAGCUGUUAUUGGCCGAGGGGGUUACAGUCACUGGGCCCUCACAGAUGGGUGGGGCCUGGUGUUGAGACCUGGUCUGAGAGCCCUAGGCGGAGACUCUGGGUGUGGGCACUGCAGGGACAGGGCCUGGGGGUGUCUUGUGUGUCCCCUGCGCCCACCAGGGUGCCAGCACCAUCACCUCUCUCCCUGGCUAUUGUGUCACCUAUAUACAGUCUCCGGUUUGACUCCCCAUCUGUUCUGCACUGAGUCAGGUCAUCGACCCCGGAGCCCCAGAGCUGGCCUCUCCGGGGUGUGACACACGCACCAGCCUGGCCCGAGCUUAGACCUCGAGCUGGGCUUAGCGCUCUCUUCUCACUGUUUUGAAAUCCUUCGUGCUUUUGGGACAAGCCUACUGCGUUUCAUCGGACACUUAGCCCCUCAGCGCUGCAGCAUCUCCUGGGCCCUCCAGGGCCUCCCCUCUUGCUCCAGGACAAGCCACAGAACUCCCAGGAGCACUGACUCUUCCUGCUGCCUGGACUGCAGCCCCCAGACGUUGCCAUGCCCACCUCCCCGUGAGCCUUCCCCGACCACCCUCUGUAAACGGACCCCUCCCGGCUCCGCCACCCCUGCCCAUUUCUCUUUUGCUGCCUGCCUUCCAGCAGCAGCGAAGCCCCGGAUGCAGGGACAGUGUGUCUCUCAGAGCCCAGGGCACCGCGUGGCAGUGCUCAGGGUGUUUUCCCUGUGUGUGUCUACGCACGUGUGCGCGUGCAGAGGAGAGUGGUCAGGGCACUUAUAGGCAGUGUUCCGGGCGUGCAUGUAAGCUGUGUGCGCACGUGUGUGGCACGUGUGUGGCACGAGUGCGCCUGCACAUUUGGUCCCUGGGCACCUGGCUGGUGUAGUGGCAGCUCUGGGCAGCAGGGCACCUGGCUGAGAGCAUGUGUGCGCCGGCCUGGUCUUCAGGUGACAUCGGCCCUUGUCGUCAUUCAAGUCGCCACCACCACCCCUCAAGCACCUGGUGCUUCCCCGCCCUUCCUGACCCUCCACCAUUGAGUCCAGGACCUCCGGCACCAGAGCACCACCUCCCGCUGGGCUCUAAGGGGCUGCCUGCAACUCCGAACACCCCGGGGCAGGGGUAGAGCCACCACAGUGGCCACCAAGGGGCAUCUGGCCCUCUUGGUGGUAGGCGUGCUGCUGGCUCAGGGCUCUGGUCCCCAGCCGUCUCCUCCCAGCCCUCCUGGCCUGGCCCAGAGCAUCCAGCUGUGGGAAGCAAACAAACCCUCUGCUUCAGAGUCUGCAUCUGGGACAUGGACCUGGCCUUGUGUGGACCCUGCUGGGCCACAGGCCUGGCGGCCUCCCCAGCGCCAAGAUGAGCGUCACUUCCUGGUUCCUGGUGAGCAGCAGCGGCACCCGCCACCGGCUGCCCCGAGAGCUCAUCUUCGUGGGGCGGGACGAGUGUGAGCUCAUGCUGCAGUCCCGCAGUGUGGACAAGCAGCAUGCUGUCAUCAACUACGACCAGGACAGGGACGAGCACUGGGUGAAGGACCUGGGCAGCCUAAAUGGGACUUUCGUGAAUGACGUGCGCAUCCCAGACCAGAAGUACGUCACGCUGAAACUCAAUGACGUCAUCCGGUUCGGCUACGAUUCCAACAUGUAUGUGCUGGAGCGCGUGCAGCACCGUGUCCCGGAGGAGGCGCUCAGGCACGAGAAGUACACCAGCCAGCUGCAGGUGGGCAUCAAGAGCCCCGUGUCCAAGAGGGGCGAGGCCCUGCCAGAGCACGCGCCUUACUGCGAGGCCUCGAACCCCAGGCCAGAGAAAGGGGACCGGAGACUGACAGCAGAGGCGGCGGCCUACCGCACACCCCUCUAUGGGCAGCCGUCGUGGUGGGGUGAGGACGAUGGUGGCAGCCCUGCUGAGGACCGGCGCCAGGAUGAGCCCUACGCGGAGCGGCCCAAAGAGCCGCCUCAGCAGGGCGGGGACCUCGCGGGGCCCGUGGCCAGCUUCCAGGCCCCCCCAGAGCCUCCGGGCUACUCGUUCCGCCGGGAGCCCAGCUACUUCGAGAUCCCCACCAAGGAGACCCCCCCGCCACGGACCCCGGAGGUGCCGCCGCACGAGGCGCCCACCAGGGACGCAGAGCUGGGCGGGGGCGGCGCGGCCCCCGUGGUACAGAGCCACGCCUGCUUCACCAUCGAGUUUGACGACUGCAGCCCCGGCAAGGUGAAGAUCAAGGACCACGUGACCAAGUUCUCGCUGCGCCAGCGGCGGCCCCCGGGCAGGGAGGCCACGCCUGGGGAGAUGGUCUCCGCCGAGACCAAGGUGGCCGACUGGCUGGUGCAGAACGACCCGAGCCUGCUGCCCCGGGCCGGCCCCGGCGACGACCGGCACAGCACCAAGAGCGACCUCCCGGUGCACACCCGGACCCUCAAGGGCCACAGGCAUGAGGACGGCACACAGAGCGACUCAGAGGACCCCGUGGCCAAGGCGGCGGGGGCGGCCGGGGUCCCUGCGGACGCCGGCGGGGAGCAGGUGCGGCUGCAGCGGCAGAUCAAGCGGGACCCGCAGGAGCUGCUGCACAACCAGCAGGCCUUCGUCAUCGAGUUCUUUGACGAGGACACGCCCCGCAAGAAGCGCUCCCAGUCCUUCACGCACACGCCCCCCGGGGACCCCAGGCCAGAGCGGCGCCGAGGCCCCGGGCCGGCCGACAGGGACCGCCCGGCCGCCCCCGCCCCGGCCCCAGCCCGGGGGCCGGGCAGCAGCACGGGGCCGCAGCGGGCCAGCUCGCUCAAGCGGGAGAAGACAGAGGAGCGGCUGGGCAGCCCCUCGCCGGCCGCCCGGGCCUCUGCCCGCCCCUUCGGCAGCGUGGGGCGCCGUUCCCGCCUGGCCCAGGACUUCAUGGCCCAAUGCCUGAGGGAUGGCUCCCCGGCCGCCCGGCCCGGCCCCGAGAAGCCACCGCCCCCACUGCCCGCUCCCCUGACGCCCCGUGGGGCCAGCCCCGUGGUCCCCUCGACGCCACCGCCACCCCCUGCUGACCCCCACGUGACAAAGGCGCGUAAGCAGGAGGAGGACGACAGCCUCAGUGACGCAGGGACCUACACCAUCGAGACGGAGGCGCAGGACCGGGAGGUGGAGGAGGCCCGCAAGAUGAUUGACCAGGUCUUCGGGGUCCUUGAGUCCCCUGAACUCUGCAGAGCAGCCUCGGCCGCCUUCCGCCCAGUCAUCAGAGGGGACAGAGACGAGCCCAGCGACGGGGUGGCCCAGCGGAUGGCCCUGCUGCAGGAUUUUGCCUCCCGGCCAGGUGUCCCGGUGCCAGGCUCCCCCGGGGGUCAGAAGUGGGUGUCCCGCUGGGCCAGCCUGGCUGACAGCUACUCAGACCCAGGCCUGUCGGAGGACGGCGCCGGGCGCAGGGCUGGGGAGCUGGACGGGGCCCUGCCUGUGCGCCAGCGGCGUCUGCUCCCACAGCUGCCCAGCGACAGGGCCGACAGCCCCGCAGGCCCUGAGGCUGCCAGGAGGAGCGGGCCUGGGCCACCGGAGCCGGGCAGCGAGCAGGCCGGCCCCCUCUUGGGGCAAGAGGACCUGGAGCCCGACAGCCUGAGCGACGCCAGCGGCUCAGACGGCGGGCGGGGCCCUGAGCCGGGCAGUGGCCCGCAGGAGGGGCUGGCGUGGACGCGGGGCCGGCGCUCACCCAGGGCCCCCAUGGAGCCGGCCCCCACCUCCUUCUUCAUCGGGGACCAGAAUGGGGAGGCAGCCUUCCCCCGGAAAGCGGCUGUGGCUCCGGGCGAGGGGGAGGCCGCAGGGCGGGCGGCCCAGCCCAGCCCCCCGCCGAGGGACGGGAGGUACGUCAGCACCAGUGGGCGGAUGGUGGUCCAACUGCGGACAGGGCGGUCCCCGGAGCCCCCCAAGGAGGCCCUGGGCCUGGGCAGGCAGGAGAGCUUCACCAAGGAGCCGGCCAGCGGUCCCGCAGCCCCCGGUCAGCUUCCACACAUCCCCAGCCACCCGCUCCUGCAGGACCUGGCCACGGCCCGGGCCGCUCGCAUGGACCUUCACUCUCAGGACACCCACCUGAUCCUGAGGGAGACGGAGACGGCUCUGGCUGCCCUGGAGGCCCGGCUGCUCUCCAAGUCCAUGGAGGAGCCGGAGGGGCAGGUGGGCCCUGCCCCCGGGCGGCCAGAGGACUCCGUGUCCGGGGACUCUGACGUGGACACGGCCAGCACUGUCAGCCUGCUCAGUGGCAAGAACGGGCCCAGCCCGACCAGCCCCCAGCCCACGGGGCUGCCGAAGGAGAGGCUGCCGCCCCCGCCAGCAGCACAGGACCCGGGCAGCGGUGCCCUGAACAGCGCCCGCGAGCGGCUCUCCGAGAAGCAGCGUCGCCCACCGGGCCCGACUGACGCCAGCCGGGGAGAGCCAGCGAGGCGCCUGGCCGUGCGGCGUGGCCAUGGGCCCCGGGGGUCCCUGGACUGGCCCGAUGAGGAACGAGGCUCCACCCCUGCCCACCCGCCCGGGCCAGACACGGGCCCUUGCGACCACGAGGCCCCUGCGGCCCCUGCGGCAGGACGGCCAGGGCCUCGCCGAAAACCCACGGCCCCACCGCCAUCCCCGGCCGCCCGCGAAGAGCAGAGCCGCGGCUCCGCUGGUGUCCAGAAGGUGCAGCAAGUGCUGACCCGCUCCAACAGCCUGUCCACCCCACGGCCCACGAGGGCCUCCCGGCUGAGGCGGGCCCGGCUGGGGGACGCCUCCGACACAGAGGCCGCAGAUGGUGAACGGGGGCCCCCGGCCAACCCCGAGCCAGUGGGGCGGCCAGCUGCUGAGCAGGCCAAGAAGCUGUCACGCCUGGACAUCCUGGCCCUGCCCCGGAAGCGGGCCGGCUCCUUCACGGGGCCCAGCGACUCCGAGGCGGCCCCCACCCGGCCCGGCUUCUCCGGCCGCAGCGCCGAGUUGUACUGCGCCGGCCGCAAGCCCAGCGUGGCCGAGGCUCGGGCCACCGCCAAGAAGGCCGCCAACGCCACCGCAGCCCCCCGCCAGCCCUUCAGCAGGGCCCGCCCAGGCAGCGCCCGAUACGCCUCACCCAGAACCAAUUCACUCGCCCAAGACGCGCGUCGCCGGCAGCAGGGCUCAGAUUGCACAUCCACAUCUGAGGAGGAGUAUGGCUCCCACCACGGCUCCCCCAAACACACACGCUCCCAUGCCUCAACAGCCACGCAGACCCCACGGGCUGGCAGCUCUGUCCGGGCCCGCCCCCGGGCCCCUGGCCUCCGGGACACGGAUGACGAGGAAGAAGAGCCUGACCCCUACGGUUUCAUUGUGCAGACAGCCGAGAUCGCUGAGAUUGCCAGGCUGAGCCAGACACUGGUGAAGGACGUGGCCAUCCUGGCCCGUGAGAUCCACGACGUGGCCGGGGAUGGGGACUCGCUGGGCUCGCCGGGGCCUGCCCGCAGCCCCUCCCUCAACAAUGUCCCCAGCACCCCUGCCUCCACCAUCUCCGCCCGCGAGGAGCUGGUGCAGCGCAUCCCCGAGGCCAGCCUCAACUUCCAGAAGGUGCCGCCCGGCUCCUUGAGCUCCCGAGACCUGGACCAGAACAUGAACGACCGCUGCGAGGACCCCCUGGCCAACAAGACGCGGCCUCGGAACCGCGAGGAGGUGAUCUUUGACAACCUGAUGCUGAACCCCGUGUCCCAGCUGUCCCACGCCAUCCGUGAGAACACGGAGCACCUGGCCGAGAAGAUGAAGAUCCUCUUUCAGAACACGGGGCGCGCGUGGGAGGAGCUGGAAGCCAGGAUCAACGCGGAGAACGAGGUGCCCAUCCUGAAGACGUCCAACAAGGAGAUCAGCUCCAUCCUGAAAGAACUGAGGCGAGUGCAGAAGCAGCUGGAAGUCAUCAACGCCAUCGUGGACCCUGCUGGGAGCCUGGACGCGCUGCCUGGAAGCCGGGCCUCCACAGGCCCGGCCCAGCUCGGGAAAGGCUGGCCCGCUGCCCAGAGCCCGUCGUCACCCGCCUCGGCCCUGCCGUCGAGAAGCGUGCCUCAGCGGGCAAACUGCGGGUCCCCUGGGCUCCCGGACCCCCCCUUCCUUCCCGACUCGGACAGGUUCCUGCUCUAGGUGUGGGGGCCGGGGCGGCCCCUGUGCCCUGGGUCCCCGGGCCGCCCCCCCCACACCACCCGCUGCUGCGGCCAGUUCUCCACAAAGCCCCCACACGUGCCAUACCCCGCGGGUCCCCCCCCCACUCUCAGGCACACCCCUGCUGGCUCCUGGCCCGGCUUCUGCCGUGGCCGAUGCCAAGGGCCAGCGUUGCGGGCGUGUGCCCAGUAUCCCCUCCAUUGCUGUCAUUUUUGUCUUUAGCUUUCAAGGAAAGAGUAGUUUGUGCCAUUGCGGGCACUCCUGGGCCUCGGAGGGUCCCGACUCGCCGCACGGGCUGGGGGGGCCGUGUACUCGCCCACCCUGAGCCUUUGUGCGGCCGGACCGGGUAGAGGAAGAGGGGCUGGGCAGUGCGUUCUUUCAGUGCCAAACGCAGACCUGGGGGCUUCGUGAUGCCCCAGGACUCAAGGGCAGAGCGCAGGCUGGUCAGGGCGCUGGCGGCUCCCAGCCACCCCAGAGUCCAGCGGCCCGGGACAGGGAUGUGGCCUGUGGGUACAUGUGGGGCAGGACCCCCACCGCUUCGAGCCUUUGGUGCCAACAUAACUGCCAAACUCAUGAGCGUGUGGGCCGGUGGCUGUGCGCACGCCCGAGCACGCCCGCGCCUGCAGCUACCCCAGCACAGCUCCACACGCGGGCACGGCCAGUGAGCGUGCAGGGCCUGGGGUGCUGGCUUCCGACGGUCCUGGGCCAGGUGGAGGCAAGUCAGUGACCAAAGUGGCUGGAAACCCGGCUUCCAGAAGCUCCCUGGACCCCACGCCCUCCCCUGGCCAUCCCCCACCCUCAGACGCGGGGAGCACUGAGUGGGCGCCUCCCAGGCUCUGUGCUCCCCAUCCCGAGAGGGUGGGGAGGACAGCCCCCCGGAACCCGUUUCGUUUUCUCAGGAUUCUCUCAGCUGGGAACAUGCCAGGCCAGCAGAGCUCGGCCCCUCCUGGGGUGGGGGUGGGGCUGACGUUUCUGGAGCCUUUAAGCCAAAGAGCCUGUUGGCUGUGGCAGGUGGGGUGGGGGGGUGCCCACCUCCGCCACCCUGGUGUGGGCGAGUCCUGCACCCCGCCUGGCAUCUGCGCACAUGUUGACUGGACGGGACCAACGGCUGGGGGUGGGGUCGCCGAGGCUGCACGGGACGCUGGUGGCCGUGCGAGUCCCAGCCGUGCUGGGCGACACAAGUUUACGUUUGGCUGAGUGGAGCUGAGUGCAUGGAUCCUGUGCGUGUGAGUGGGGGCCCCUCCCGGCCCCGCCCGCGAGCCUGCUGUGUCCACGCAGAGGAGGUGCUAGAGUCCUGCUGCCCCCCCACCCCCCGCAUGCCCCACGGCUGCCCACAGCCUGGCCCCCAGCACAAGCCGUGGCCGUCCGUCCACCACACCUCCAUCCACAGCCCCUGGGGGAUUGCUGUACGAGUUUUUUAUUCACAAAUCUUCUCCCCACCGCCCCCCCCGCCAGCCUUCGCCUUGGGAUCGGUUAACUUAUUUGUCUGGCUUCUUGGAGGCACCUCUGUGCGUUUGUCCUCAGGUGGUCUUAUGGAUGUCUUUCAGAAAAUGGUUAUUUUAUAUGAUUUGUCAUGGAAUUUGUUCUAAUAAAUCAUUCUUCUAUCA